GGUGAAGAUGACCUCCAUCUUUAAAAAACCUCUCACCCACUGCAUUCCACUGUGGAGGCCUUGGACAGCUCCUUCAGUGGCAGACUGAGACAUCCAAGAUGUAAAACAGAACGCUACCAUAGGUCGUUCAUCCCCUCUGCAGUAAACGUGUAUAAUGGCUCUGUUACACAAUGACAUCAACGCAAUAUUCAGAAUGCGUUCAAUACUUGUGCACUGAUGUACAUUAUUAUGUCAGAGUCCUUUAUGAUGCAUAUUUCUGGAAACCCAAGUUUUUAUUUUAUUUGUUUAUUUUAGUGGUUGAAGGUAACAAUAAUAGCUUAUUUUUCUGCAUCUUUUUCUCUAAGUGUAUGUUCUGUUGUAAGGAGUGAUUUUCCCCACUGUGGGAAUAAUAGUCUAUUCUAUUCUAUUCAAGCGGCUCUGACUGUGCUGCGGGUGGAGAAAAGGCUUUGAACAUCUUUGUUAAAUAAUAUCUAUGUUUGUUAUCCAAUUCCAUUAUUUGGUUCUUUUCUGAACACAGAUAUGUUUUUCAGAAAUCUCAGAGAUUUGGACUAAUAAAUACCAGGAAAUUUUAUAGGUACGUAUUGUACCCUAGAGAAAAAGUCCCAGUAUGAUGAAAGGUUAAAAUUAGAAUUGGUGUCAGAUGAUGAUGAUCAGAUUAUCAGAUCCUGGCAGCCAUUGUUUCUUCUUACUCACUCAAACCCACCCUGCAUACUCAUCAUUGCGCAAUGUGCACUUCGAGUUAACUCAAUUGGCCCUAAAACACCAGCUUAAACUGGUUCUUCCAAAAUGAUUACUUAUGGUGCUUUCUCAUCUGGGCCAGCAUGGACCAGACUGGGUAGCUUUUAAAGUGUCCAUAUCUGGGUAGUCUUGUAAUUUUCUGCACUAAACCAGUCGGUUUUUCGGCCCACAUACCAAGGAGGUCUGUUUGGGCUGAACAGGUCCGACACACCCAUUACCAGCUGAUUGGCCGGUUCAAAAACACGUCUACCUUUAGUGGGAGCCUUCGAUUAGCGGAUUGAAUCAAGCAGCGGGACCUUCUUGCAUGCAUAAUUCAUUAUCAUGGAUACUGUUUAGUCAAUGUCGCCUCUGACUGAAGCAGCGUCGCUCAUCACUGCUGUGAGGAGCACACAUACAGAGAACAGGGUGUCCGCGGGGUUUUAAAAAGUAUUAAAAAGUGAUAAAUAAAAAUAGUCAAAUUUAAGGCCAUUAAAAGUGUUAAAUUUGGUCUCAGAGGUAUUAUUUUUUCCAAGUUAGGUAUUAUUUUUUUCAGACUAUCAGGUGUCGUAUUCUGAACAUCGACAUAGAAAUAUAUUCCGAAUGAAAUGUUUUGAACGAUUAUAAAAUAAAACAAGCCGAUUAUUUGCUCCUCCCACUUGAGCUGCCCUGAGUUACAAAUGAAGUGCUCCGUUGCCAACUUAGCGACUUUGAUGCUAUUUCUAGCAGCUUCUCAGACCCCCUUCUUGACUUUUUAAAUCUUAAAAGUACCUAGCGAACACCUCAGAAACAUCUCUGGUAACCCUUAGCUACUUUCUGGAUAACUGUCGUCGACAUUUCCUGCAGGUUAGCUAAACACUCCGCCUGCGCUCCGGACCGUUCUUCAGGACAUCAGGAAAGGGAAUGAUGAAGUGAUGUGUCGGUCGCUAAAGAAACGGCUCUCAAAGUCGGCUCCAUGUUGGAGUAACCAGACUUUUCAACAGGUGGUGCUGGUUAAAGAAGAAGCCCUAGAAGAACAUAGCACUGGUGUCAACCAGCAGGACUUAGAUUUUCUCCACAUAAAGGAGGAACAGGAGAAACUGUGGCCCAGUAUGGAAGGGGCACAUCUCCAUAUGAAGGAGGAGACUGAUGCUGCCAGGUUUCCAGUCACUGUUGCUUAUAUAAAGAGUGAGGAUGAUGAAGAGAAGCCUCUGUUCUCACAGCUUCAUCAGAAGCAAAUAGAAGACAGAGAUGUUUCAACCAGCGGCUCAGCUGACCAGACGACAGCAGAAACCUGUGUACAAACUAACCGGAACCCAGAUCUGAACCCUCAUGAACUGACUCCUGAUUCUUCAGAGACUGACGUUGGAGAUGAUGAUGAUGAUGAUGAUGCAACUCUAGACUCUGAGCUGUCAGACUCUGGGUCUGAAACUGGAGACCGAGACAAUGACUGGAAUGAGAACAGGUGUUCUGAGUCAGAUUUUAGGACUGUCAACAAAUCCUUUAGUCAUAGGACACUUUUAAACAGUCACAUGAGAGUCCACACAGGACAGAACGCUUUUGCUUGUGAGCUCUGUGGAAAGAAAUUUAGCUUAAAGUCAACUUUAAACACACACAUGCGAGUCCACACAGGAGAGAAGCCCUUUUCUUGUGACAUCUGUGAAAAGAAAUUUAGCUUAAAGUCAACUUUAAACAGACAUAUGAGAGUACACACAGGACAGAAGCCCUUUGCUUGUGAGCUCUGUGGGAAUAGAUUUAGUGAAAAGGGACAUUUAAACACACACAUGAUAGUCCACACAGGAGGGAAGCCCUUUGCCUGUGAGCUCUGUGGACAAAGAUUUAGCCUGAAGGGAAAUUUAAACUCACACAUGAGAGUCCACACAGGAGAGAAGCCCUUUGCUUGUGAUCUAUGUGGACAAAGAUUUAGCAUAAAGGGAAGUUUAAACACACACAUGAGAGUCCACACAGGAGAGAAGCCCUUUGUUUGUGAUCUAUGUGGAAAAACAUUUAGCAUAAAAUCACAUUUAAACAGACACAUGAGAGUCCACACAGGACAGAAGCCUUUCACCUGUGAGUUCUGUAGCAAAAGAUUUAGCCAAAAGUCAAAUUUAAACACACACAUGAGAGUCCAUACAGGAGAGAAGCCUUUUGCUUGUGAGCUCUGUGGGAAUAGAUUUAAUGAAAAGGGACAUUUAAACAGACACAUGAGUGUCCACACAGGAUAGAAGCCUUUUGCUUGUGAUCUCUGUGGAAAAAGAUUUAGCGAAAAGACAAAUUUAAACAGACAAAUGGGAGUCCACAAAUGACAGAAGCCUUUUGCGUGUGAGCUCUGUGGACGAAGAUUUAGCCGAUAGAAAACUUUAAACAAUCAUCUAAGCAACCAGGGCUGAAUGGUCUAUUGCAGGGGUCUCCAACCUUUUUUGGCCCGUGAGCUACUUGUACACAAUGAAAGUACAGCAGAGUUACUGUCAUUUGAUUUAUUUACAUUGAUACUUUCCAUGUGUGAAUGUGCUUAUGUUAAACAUGCUAUACUUACCAAAUUAACAUGUACUGUAUUCAAAAGUUGAUUUCUCUGUAUUUCAGUACAGCAGUAUUUUUUUUGUUUAAGUAAACUAGUGAAAUUCUGAAAACCAAAUUAAACAAAACAUGUUUAGUUUUUUAAACUAAUCAAAUACUUCCAGAUAAUGAAUAAUAAAUCUACUUCAUGUGAAUGAUUUGGUAAUUUUUUUAGAGGUUGUUAACAUAAGUUUUUGAGCACAAAGGAACAGCUAACCUGUAAAGCUGAUGCUAUUUUAAAUAAAAUACAAGCUAAAUGUGAUGAAAACGCAAGUCUAAAUAGUUUGAAUUGAAAUAAAAAAUGUAAAAUCAGAAAUAAGAUUUUUUUUCCUGCUCUCCUGAUUCACUGAAUAAUUUAUACAGGGUUUUUUUUUUUUUUUUUUUUUUUUUUUUUUUUUGGUCAUGAAAGUUAACUUUUGCUGCGUUUAUUGCUGACAAUAUGAAGGUUGGAGGUUUAUCCUUUUUUCUGCAUCUUGUAGGGUUUUUUUCUCCACAGGUCUUAAAACUAAUUAAAACCUAAACUUUUUCAUGAUGCCUUCCAUUAACCUAUCCUUGCAUUUGUGCUCUACUAGGUCUUUAAUCUGUACUGUGUUAAAUUUAUUCUACAUGUAUUUUAUAUGUAUACCUAUUCUGUGCUGUUUUAUCUUUAUUUUAUAUUUUAAAGUAAAUAAUUGUACUUUAUAUGCUUUUAUUUUUGUGUGCAAUGUUCUGUGUCAAUAUUCUUUCAUUUUAUUUUACACAACAUGAUGUGACAUUUUAACUAUUUAAUUUCACUUGUGAUUCUUAACUAUGUGAAGCACAUUGGGCUACAGUUUUGUGUAUGAAAUGGGAUAUAUAAUAAACUUGACUUUAGAGAGAGUUCACAAUCAUGUUUUGUUACUAAAUGAGACACUCAGCUGGAAUUGGGGGAAAUGUAUGAUGAAUCUAAAUCACAGGAGAUGUCCAGAGUUUUUAAAGCCCGUGUUCAUCAUGUUGCGUGGAACCACAAAGAGGCUACACUCAAACCCAGUUCUUGGGACCACAGACACAUAUAUUUACUUGGGACUGUUUGUAUGUAAAUAUUGUUGACUGCUUGAUCAGAACCAGAAACGUAUGUGUACAGACCAUCUGGGUGUUCAAGGAGCCGUAUGUGGAGGGCCACACAGAGGCUACGCUCACACCCAGUUCUUUGCACUGUUUGUAUGUAGAUGUAGCAGGACUGGUUGGCGUCUCAACCAGUUGAUCGCCCAGCCAUCACACAUUAAUUAAACCAGCCCACCAUUAAAACAUAUUACAGAUGAUAACAACUCAACUGCUUGUACUAUAAGAUUAAUGCACAAAAUUAAAUUUAAGACGUUUAA
Molecule: messenger RNA, 4589 nt
Organism: Nothobranchius furzeri (turquoise killifish)
Lineage: Eukaryota; Metazoa; Chordata; Actinopteri; Cyprinodontiformes; Nothobranchiidae
Product: zinc finger protein OZF-like
Biological process (GO): regulation of transcription by RNA polymerase II
Cellular component (GO): nucleus
Molecular function (GO): DNA-binding transcription factor activity, RNA polymerase II-specific
Source: RefSeq, a predicted model, not a curated record